AAUUCCCGUAGCCCUAAAAAUGUUCUCCAUAGCACAGCCCACGAAUUAUUUGAGAAAAGGAUGUUGGGCAGCAUUAAGAUUUUUAAGAGCUCCCUCCAUCAUCCUCGGGAUCAGUUUCUUGGCCACAAUCUUCGACGAGUUCAUCUCCAACACCCAGAUAACGCUGUCGCUGAACAUUUCGGAUGUGUCAGUCCUGACAUGUAUUUGCAUACUCAUGUACCUGUCCAAGCUCAGGAAUGACGACACAAUGAUCUUACUGGGACUGUCGUGUAUCGGGAUAUAUAUGCAUUUGAAGAAUUUCAUUUAUGUGAUAAGACUGGCGAAAGCAAUACACGGAUUAAAUAUUUUAGCGUUCGUGUGUCUGAUGGUGAGAAUCAUUAGCUGUGCCACAGGUGUUUUUAUGAUAUGGUAUAUGCUGCAGAUACUCGGGGAAGUAUGCAACACCAGUGAUAAUGUACGUUUAUUUUGAAUAUCCUUCUAAAAACGCAAUCUAAUUACGCAGCGUUAGUGUGCCAUGAAAUUUGAUCUACGUUAAAAUUAUUUUGUUUUUUUAUACUUCAAUAUUACCAUAGUGACCGUCACAAAUAUGUAAAUGUAUUAAAUGCGAACGAAGUAAAAUUUUUCCCGGUUAAAAUACUCCCGAAAAUGGGCACCCUAACAGCAGUAACUGCCCAAUUGAGUGACUUCCUGGUCAAAAAAUGCACCAGCUUCUACGGAUUCGUGGAGAAUCGCACAUCGAUAUUGCACAUGGUGUUCUUGUGGACCAUAGGCACUCUGUUUGACGUCACCCAGACCGAUUACGCCCAAAAUCCUGGUAAAGUAACUGUGACACUCAAAUUUGUCGAUUUGAUUGUGAUGUUGGUGUGUUGUUUGUGCCUGAUUCGUGCCAUCAUCAGAAAAACUCGACUGAUGGCACUACCAUGGUUGGCUUUCAUGGUAUAUAACUUAUACUACAUCGACUAUGAUUACUUAGUAAAGAUCGGUAUGGCCAUCCAGGACAUUGAAGGAUUCAACAUAUUUCCCUGGAUAUGCCUGAUUUUAAGAACCGUCGGUUGCAUUACCAGAAUUUUUAUGGUCGCAUGUGUGGUGGAACUAUUUAUUGAAAUACAGGAAAUGAACAAAUUAGAAGAACAACUACAGUAGAAUCGUUUAUCAGCAAAGAAUGUCAAACAUGGAAGUUUCAGAAGACGCGUGCUCAUUUGAGAGGGGUAUUUUCCGGCCGUAUAUACAUUAUCAAAAUUGUAGUUUGUCAAUAAUCAGAAUUUAAACAUUUGAAAUUUUAAUAAAUUGUACGUGAAACUUUAA
This is a messenger RNA of Aethina tumida (small hive beetle), 1305 nucleotides long. RefSeq lists its product as uncharacterized. The record is from RefSeq and is a predicted model, not a curated record. The transcript is spliced from 2 exons. NCBI's taxonomy places the organism in Eukaryota, Metazoa, Arthropoda, Insecta, Coleoptera, Nitidulidae. The coding region runs from base 646 to 1143 and encodes 165 amino acids.